AUGGCAACCUUUCGACCAUCACAUAUUCUUCUAUUUGGCGCGACUGGCAAAAUCGGCAAGUUCAUCACUGAGGCCGUGAUCAAUGCGAAGCCGUCGUUUGAUCAUCUGGCCAUCUUCACUUCACCGAGCACCGUUGCUAACAAGCCCGACCUUCUGAACAAAUGGAAGUCGGAGGGCGUCUCGGUGAUCGUAGGUGACGUGGACAAAGACGAAGAUGUCAGGGCAGCCUAUGACGGUGUCGAUACGGUUGUCUCAGCCGUCGGUCGCGAAGCCAUUGACAAGCAGAUCAGGCUCAUCCGGCUAGCCGAAGAGUCAGGCUCUGUGAAGUGGUUCUUUCCAUCUGAGUAUGGCACAGACAUUGAGUAUGGGCCCCAGAGCCCUGAUGAGAAGCCUCAUCAAAAGAAGCUGGCUGUUCGCAAGUUCAUCCGCGAGAACGUGCAGCACCUUAAGAUCACCUAUCUAGUAACGGGGCCGUACUUCGACAUGUGGGCUCACACCACCGCAGGAGCGGAAGAGGCAGGCGGCUUUGAUGUCAGGCACAAGGAGGCAGAUCUCGUCGAGGACGGUGAGGGCAAGAUUGGCUUCACCACCAUGGCCGACGUGGGCAAACUUCUCGUUGCAGCAUUGCAGCACCCUGGGGCGUCCUUCAACCAGGCCCUCAAAGUCCAGUCGUUUGUAGUGACACCCAACCAGGUGGUGGCGGAGUACGAGAAGCAGACUGGGACUAAGUGGAAGGUGUCGUAUACAUCUCUUGACAGGAUCAGAGAACUGGAAGCAGAGCUGUGGGCGCGUGGCAAGCCCCAGGCCACCAGCGUCACCCUGCAGCGUAUCUGGGCAGAGGGUGGGACUCUGUACGAGAAAUCGGACAAUGAGAAGAUUGGUGUGAAGUCUGAGGAUUUGGACUCGUUGGCUGUAGCAGUGAGGCGUGACAUCGAAGACCAGCAAGCUUGA
Phaeoacremonium minimum UCRPA7 is the source of this 951-nucleotide messenger RNA. Its product is annotated as putative isoflavone reductase family protein. NCBI's taxonomy places the organism in Eukaryota, Fungi, Ascomycota, Sordariomycetes, Togniniales, Togniniaceae. The transcript has 2 exons. Gene Ontology annotation, molecular function: oxidoreductase activity. The record is from RefSeq and is a predicted model, not a curated record. The coding region runs from base 1 to 951 and encodes 316 amino acids.